AUGACCACUUCAUCCUUUGAGUCCUCAACCACUCCCUGGACAGUAUCAACCUUGAUCAACCCAGUAGAGUCAAUUGUAGCAGACAACACCCUUGUCCUUACCACCCUCCUGGGUCUUCUCCUGAUCACCCUACUCUCUGUUCUCUCUCUUGCCCUUACCUUUCCCCUCCUACUUCACAUCAAUAUCAAGCACCUGGCAUACAAGCACCAGUGGGCGUUCAACAUUGCUGCAACAGUCCAAUGCCCCCUCCAGCCUACAGUCACCCACCAACCCAUCAUCACUACUCAUUGCAACCAAAACCAGCUAGGUGGAGUGUAUUUUGAGUACAUCAAGGAUCCCUCCAACUAG
Fibroporia radiculosa is the source of this 348-nucleotide messenger RNA. RefSeq lists its product as uncharacterized. Lineage: Eukaryota; Fungi; Basidiomycota; Agaricomycetes; Polyporales; Fibroporiaceae. The coding region runs from base 1 to 348 and encodes 115 amino acids. The record is from RefSeq and is a predicted model, not a curated record. The transcript has 2 exons.